This is a messenger RNA of Mytilus trossulus (common blue mussel), 1382 nucleotides long. Its product is annotated as coiled-coil domain-containing protein 134-like. The coding region runs from base 58 to 753 and encodes 231 amino acids. The record is from RefSeq and is a predicted model, not a curated record. Lineage: Eukaryota; Metazoa; Mollusca; Bivalvia; Mytilida; Mytilidae. The transcript is spliced from 6 exons.
UGCAGACAACGUGAAAAUGAAAAUCUCUUUAAAUAUUCAAGCUAUGCAAAAAGAACAAUGGUGACAAGUGGUUUUCUAGCAGUGUAUCUGUUGUCUGUUUUGACAGUAACGUAUUGCACACAAGAUGACGACAAGACAGUGUUCUCAGGGAAAAUUAUGCCUUUUGAAAGAUAUAAAAGACUAUUUGUUGAACACAGACACAUACAAUUAGAGGCAGUGAAAUCAUUACAAGGUUUUGAUGACAAUACAAGGAAAUAUAAACUGGUCAAUGUUAUGUUACAGAAGUUAUUCUUGGUUUUGGGUGAAGCAAGGCAAAAUUUAACUCAAUGGGGAUUUGUGCCAGGAACAGAUCCUUUCCCAGAAAAUGAAACUGUCAGAGAAGCAUUUUCCAAGGUUGUUGAGAACACUGCAAUGUUUGGUGACCUAGUUCUAAGACUUCCUGAUGUUGUCCAUGGUGUGUUUGAUAAGAACACAGAAUGGAAUUCCUUAAUAGGAUGGUGUGUUUGGUUUUCUGUAGAAUCAAAAGUAUUUGAUGGUGGAAGUGAAAAAUUGCUCAAUUUAAUGUCUCAAGAGAUAAAUCUGAUACCAAAAGAAGAUGAUUAUAUAAAUCCAUUUACAGAGGAAAAUCAAAAAUUAAAGGAAAAGGCCAUGAAAGAAGUUUUAGAAUCAGCAAAGUCAAAAGGCAAAUUGAAAUCAACAAAGAAAAAGAAAGAGAAGAAAAAGGGACCAAGAAUGAGUCAUACAGAACUUUGAGAGUAGUUUACAUCUCAACUUAAAUAUGCUUUCAAACUUGGAGAGUUGAGAAGAACCAUAAACAUGAAAGCACCUAUCAUAGGUGCUCUUAUUCAGGGAUUGUUAAAGACUGUGUUAGUUACUACAUUCUAGAAAUGUAGUUUUGAGGGUUUAAAUGAUAUUGGGGAAAGUGUUUUUUUUAUGAAAGAUAUGUUUGAACUUAUUUCAGUAUGACAGAAAGAUUGAUUUUAAUUAACUAUUAAUUUAUAUACUUUAUUUGAUCGAUGAAUGAUAUAUUUUUUUAAUUCACACAGUUCAAAUGGCUGGGUUAUAUUUUAAAAGUGGCUUCAAAGCAGGGUUCUCACUAAGGCGAGUCCAUGAGUCUUGGACUCAUCAAAAUCUGUCUGGACUCACCAUUUUCAAUACUGAUGAGUCCAUAGAUGCGUUAAGAUUAAAAUAUUUUGUAUAAACUGAACAUAGUUAAACACAAAUAUCAUCAUUUUAUAGCAACAGUUUAAAAGUAAUCUGAAUUUAAUAUCAUUUCUUUGCUCUGUUAGGCCAUGGAAACUUACAUAUUACAUUAUACUGCAAUAAAAAAUCUUCUUCUUGCUGUUGGACUCACCAUGGCCAAAAAUGACGAGUCCCUUGAC